AUGUGGCCCCCCGGCACCUCGUACCUUGCCGACAUCUCGCCGUCCACGGGGGAUGCCACCAUCAACCUGCAACCACGACCUUCCGAUGACCCCAACGAUCCCCUCAAUUGGACCCCGUGGCGCAAGUACUGGAACAUGGGACUCGUCUGCUUCUACGUUGCGAUGGUCGCAGAAUUCAUCAACGCCAGUACGCCGACAUGGGGCCCCAUGGAGUCCCAGCUCGGGUUCAGCGACGAGAUCAUGAAUGACAGCUAUGCAGCUGGCUGUGCAGGGUUAGCCGUUGGCUCUCUCGUCUUGAUCCCGUUUGCGCUCAAGUUCGGCCGUCGACCGUUGUAUCUCUUCAGCACGGUGGUCCAGUUUGGGAUCUGCAUCUGGUCGGCCAGGAUCCAGACGGUGGGCGAUCUCAUGGCCGUCAACGUGAUCCAAUGUUUCUUCGCGAGUCUGGCCGAGACCAUUGUGCAGAUGACCAUCGCGGAUCUGUUCUUCGUGCACCAGCGGGGCCGGAUGAAUGCGCUGUAUGUCUGGACGUGGCUGCUUGCCACCUACCUCGGGAUCCUCGUGGCCGGGUUCGUGGCCGAUGGUCUGGGGUGGCGAUGGAUCUGGUGGCUGAAUGCCAUUAUUUGCGGAGUGACGAUCUUCGUUGUCGCUUUUGGGUACGAAGAGACCAAGUUCUGUCCCCGGCCGGGUGACUCCGCCACGACGGAUUUGCACCUGACUCCCUCAGAUGGAGACCGGUCGGGCGCAAUGGAACGUCAGGACCAUAACACGAUAGAAGACAAGGCGAAGAAUCUCGGCGAUAAAUCAUUCACCCAGAGGAGUCAGAGCGACACCGAUAAAAGUGCUCGAGAGCUAGGCUCGGUAGAGGCCGCGGACGAUAGCCUGCGCGAGAUCACCCCAAGGCCCGCUAUCAACCCUAACAUCCCGAUGAAAACAUACUGGCAACGACUUGCUCUGAUCACCCCCACGACCUCGUCCGGUGCCACGAAGGACUCCUUCUUCCAACACAUGUUUCAACCGCUCAUCAUCCUGGCGACCAUCCCGGCGAUCGCGUGGACCGCGCUAGUGUAUGGGAUCUUGGUGGCCCUGGGCGACGUCAUGUCGACCACGAUGUCCACCUACCUACCCCGUGCGCCCUACAACUUCUCCACGUACGAGGUCGGUCUCAUGAGUCUGCCGCGGAUGAUCGGCGUCACGAUCGGGGCCAUCAUCGUCGGCCCCCUGAGUGACUGGUGGAUUGUCUAUCUCGCUCGCCGCCGGCACGGCAUCUUCCAGCCCGAGACGCGGCUGUGGUGCAUGAUCCCCUUCCUCCCGUUCGUCGUGGUCGGGGCCGCCCUCUUCGCCAUGGGGCUCAGUGAUCACCGUCCCUGGCCGGUGAUCGCCGUGGGGCUGGCCUUGUACAACAUCGGCGUCACCCCGAUCAACACCCUCACCAUCACCUACCUGACUGAUUCGUAUAGAGAUAUUAUCGGCGACGCCCUCGUGGGUGUAACCCUCACGCGCAACACGUUCAGCACGGUGUUCAUCUUCGCGCUCUCGCCGUGGGUCGCGAAGGUGGGGCUCAAAGAUACCUUCGUCACGAUUCUAGUUCUCGCGGUUGCGAUCCUGCUAGCCUUUGUAGUCUUUCUUCGGUACGGCAAGGCGCUUCGGGGGUUUUCGGCUUCGCGAUAUCUCUACUACGCCGCUCGACAAUACAAGGAGAGGUCAGGGUAGAGAAGGAAAAGAGUCAUCAAUUUGAAGUCUAAGGCAAAAGAACCGGGUUCUACACUGGAUUGAUCAAGCAG
Messenger RNA from Aspergillus aculeatus ATCC 16872, 1781 nucleotides. RefSeq lists its product as uncharacterized. The record is from RefSeq and is a predicted model, not a curated record. NCBI's taxonomy places the organism in Eukaryota, Fungi, Ascomycota, Eurotiomycetes, Eurotiales, Aspergillaceae. The coding region runs from base 1 to 1710 and encodes 569 amino acids. Gene Ontology annotation, biological process: transmembrane transport. The transcript is spliced from 2 exons. Gene Ontology annotation, molecular function: transmembrane transporter activity.